This is a messenger RNA of Rotaria sordida, 342 nucleotides long. The record is from the annotation of a GenBank genome assembly. Lineage: Eukaryota; Metazoa; Rotifera; Eurotatoria; Philodinida; Philodinidae.
AUGAAUAAAAAUUCGACGAGUGAUGAUGCUAUCUCAGUUGAGAAUUCACCUGCUGCACAACAUCCUCAUGUUGACAAUGAGCAACGUGAAAACUCAACGCAAAAUGAAUUUAAUUCAGCAGAAUGUGCCACUGCUACUAAUACAACAAAGAAGUGGUCAAUGACUCCGACACCUUUAGAAUUUUCGCAUUGGUCGCGACAUCGAUCUUCAAUUGGUGCAGGUGCAUUUGCUGUAUUCACAAUUAUAGCAAUGAGUAUUGGUAUAUUGACUGUUUGUUUCACUUCACCAAAAGCUACUGGUAUGUUCUUUUUUAUUAAUAUGUUAGCCACUUUCUAUAGAUAA